AUGAAUACAGUCCAAUGUCUGCAUGCUCGGUACACCCCAAUUAAUGUGCUGGCUGCUCAGGGCAACACCGGGAAAGUUGAAGAGGCUGAUGGUUGCAAAAGUUUGCGUGUACCAACACCACUGCAGUUGGUGACAAAUGCUGACGCCACUGGAAUCCAUCGAGGUUUUGCAGAUUCUGCCGUGCUGACAGCCCAAGGUAUGGGCAGGAUGCUCCAAAGGUUUGGGGCGCCAAAAGAUCCUACUCCCCAAGCAGCUUGGAAGACAUUUGUCUUCGCGGGUGAUGCUUUGAAAGCAAAUGAGGCGGCCUUUCGGGCUGAAUGCUUGGAACUUUUUCAGAGCAACACGGAAAAACAACUUGCCAUACGAUUUCGCUGCGCAAUUCAUCAGAUUUGUCUCAUUCGAAAGCCAGUAGUCCUGUCAGUUCCAAAACUAUGGAGUACGGUUGUCCGGCUCUCUCACCUGUUUGAAACUAUGUCAUUCCGCAAAUCUCUGGCGAGAGCCUUGACCAACUAUGUUUCAAAAAACUUUGUGUACCUGCAAGUGACAAAGCUUCCAGAAGAAUCUUGCCAAUGGCAGAAAACCCACCAGAGAUUGAGGGCCUCUGUUCAAUGUUCAUCCAAGCUGUUGAAGAAAACCUUUCAUGCUUGCUUGGAUUUUCUCAACGGUGACUUGUCUUCUGACUGUGUAUUCCACUAUUGCAUUCAAAAGCAAGACGGGAAGCCAUGUUGCAAUGGGUAUGCUGAUUCCCUGAUGAAAUGCUUGAAGUUGAUCAUUCCCUCUCUGUCAAGAGGAUACCCGGUCCCUCUUCUGUACCGCUUUAAGCACUACGACGAAGCCAUAUCAUACAUUGUUUUCGGAACAACGCUGCAUGGGUUGUUAGCCAAAGCCUUGGGGGCGAUGGAUUUUGGGAAGGAUGCAGCAUGCAAAGACCAGCAGUCUGACUUGGUGGACAAGCUUCUUGCAGAUGGAGAGAUUGAUUUUGAUAGCCAAAAAGGAGCAGAGGGCAGGUUCAUUGAUGACUUGUUUCCAAACAACGGUGAUGGCUUCCGUGCAUACAAUGCCAAACGCAGAGAGCUUGUGCAGCAGGAAAUUAUGCAGGAAAAGUUUUUGGAGGGCUCACAGAUCAUUACUUUCAUGAUACAGCCCAUGGACCACCGGAUCAACAAGCUUUUUGCUAGAAGUGCAGAGCUGACCAAGCUUGCACUCUUUGGAUCAGAAGAUGAAUCUUGGAGAGAGAUUACGGCCCAGAGCAAAGACUUGUUUUUGUCAAUGGUGUCUGGUGGCUUUGGCUGGAGCAUCAUUGAGGAGUACAUUGAGAUGACAACUCACCGCCUGGGAUGCUUAGCGGCGACAGGGGUCAAUUUGAAGUCUUCUGGGACUCUGCAAACUAUAUUCUCCAUGAUGAUCCUCAUUGUUUCAGAUACCUGGAAGCGGUUUGUGCAUGACUACUCCGCAUGUCCAUACAAAAUUUUUGAGUUGUCGUCUGUGGAUUUGAAGACUUUCGUCAAAAAGUGGGACAGCUUCCAUGAAGAGAUGGCAUUUUGUAGCGCGUGUUUCGACGAUGCCUUUAGUAAGAAAUUGCUCUGCGGAUUUCCAAGUCAGUUGGCCACGCAGCCAGAAGAAGUGCAAAAGUCUGUCCAAUGCCAGGUGCAGUUGUUACUCCACGACCUUGCAACGCAUUCACCGGUGAGCUCUGAUGCAGUGGAAAUCAAAAAUGGAAAUGUGCAACACAUUGCCAGUCACAGAGGGAACAUGGUAGUGAAAACACCUGUAGCUGCAAAAGAAUCAUCUUUUCUUCAAUCUGCCAUUCGCGACUUUGAGCUCGCCCGGCACUGGGUGGAAGAGCGGACUCUCCCAGGCAAGGCGACAGUUUCCGGAAUUUUGAGAAUGCAUGGUGCAUCUGGCGGCUCAAAUCAAUAUUCCACUGGGGAUCGGUCAAGUAUUCUUUUUCUCUUGGCCCCUGCAGUGUUUGGGCUGCUGAUUCCAUACCAGGUUGCUGCAAGACAAAAAAGAGACAAAAGAAUGGCUGUGCAGCAUGAGGCAGAGCUCGCCUCUUCGAAACUUCGGCGGCUCAGUGCAUGGAACGUUUUUCAGCGACACAAGCUUUCUGACAUGGGCUCUCUCAAUCCAGAAGAAUACAAACAGGCUGUGGCCUCCCUGUCAGAAGAUUGGAAUGCCCUCCCAUAUGAAGACAAAUCCGCCUAUGAGAUCCAAGCCCAAUUUGAAGAGCUUGCACGGUGUGAACUGAAGGGUUUGCCAUUAGGUGUGAAAGGGGAGCCCAAGACACAGCUGGAAGAGUCAGUGGGGACGAGUGCAUUGAAGAAGUUAUCCAUGGGCAGGCUGCGCCACAAUUUCAGCAAUCUCGAUAAUGAUCCUUUGUGGUCAAACCCAGCCCAACUUGGCGAGAGUACUGGAGCUUUAAAGCAGCAGUUCAUUGACAUGGAGACGCCCCUUGCUGACUGUCAGGCCUUCCUUAGAGAGCGCUUUCAUUCCACUACCCUCAGCCCCAUGCUCGCUGACAAGGGGCCCAUGACAGAGCAGGGAACUGACAGGGAAGAUGAAGUCCAGGAUGACCCAAGUUGCAUUACGUGUGACAAACUGUGCCAUACGAGGUUUGGAGGCGUGUGCGAGAAGUCUAAGCGCCGGAUGUUGUCUUCAAAGCUGCCAGAAGUUUUUGGCAGGGCACUGAUUGAUCAUCAUUUGAAAGUUGGCCACCUCCUGCUGUUGAAAACAGAGGCAGAUGACUUCUUAGGGUUUCUUGGGGUUUGCAUGAAAAAGCCACGGUUACACAUUCUGAUCGAAGCAACAGCGGAUCCAGUCACAAAUGAGGUUCAGCUGGUAGACCCACGAUUGUUUUGGACUAGCCACCAGCUUUUUGAGAGAAUGGUUGUGGACGAACAGAGCAAAUGUGUGACAGUUGAGGUGUUCAAGUACGCGUUGGUUCUGGAAAAUGAUGUUUUGAAAAUAUGCCAGGGCGCUUCUGUCAAUACUUUCAAGCUGGACCCAUCUACAAAGGUUCAUGUCCGGAAGAAGCAGCUGAGGCUGCCGUUUGGGUUGAAAUCAAAGAGAGAGCCAAAACGCAGGGCAAAGCGCGCAGCAAAGCCCACAAAGAGAAAGGAAACAGGAAACAGAAGCAGGACGCCCCAGUUGCCGUUGAGAGUGAGCAACCUUUGGGCUCAAAAAGCCCAGGCCCAUUGCCUUCAAGUUCGUCCACCAAUUCCACUUCCUCCUCCUCUUCAAGUAGCUCAAGAUCAGACGCAGAGAGCGGUGGGGAGGUGGAGGAGCCCCUGCCCUUUUCAGAUGAUGUUGUCAAAGAGGAAAAGAGGGCCCGCGCCAUCGUUGAGAGACAUGAUGCCCUUGUUGCUGCUCAGGUAA
This is a messenger RNA of Cladocopium goreaui, 3375 nucleotides long. NCBI's taxonomy places the organism in Eukaryota, Dinophyceae, Suessiales, Symbiodiniaceae. The record is from the annotation of a GenBank genome assembly.